AUGUGGACCAGAGGCGAUGCCUCAGAAUUAGAUAUUAUUCCUGAGAGAGAGGUUCCUGUGCCCCCAGAAAUUAACCGCCAGCUAUGUAUUGAAUCGUCGCGCUCACUACAGGACUUUUUGCGUCUCUCAAGAACUCUACUUGACGAUACAUUACGCACCAGAUUGAAUAGCAUAACGAAACAUCACGAAGACCGCUCCCGCCGCUCCAUUUUGCCCCGCAGAGACUCAUGCCAGCAGUUUGUGGACGAACUGUUGAUUCCACAAUGGCAGGCAAGAGCUAGCCGCAUUAAAUACUGUCUAGGCCAGGCAGAUGAAAUGGUGAAAGAGGUCGAGACGCAAGAGUUGGCAAUGGAUGAGGAAGAGAGAAACCGGCUCUUGAGAAUUGACCCCUAUGCAUUGAAGGACCUGACGCGAAGUCUCAGAGAGAAGAGGGCUUCUGCCGAACAGAUCAGAAACCGAUACCAGAACGAGAUCGAGGUGGAGGAGAUAAUACAAGAAAGAAGCCAGUCGUUGAUCAAGGACGUCUGCGGACAGGAUGUUCGUUUUGACAGGUAG
Ogataea parapolymorpha DL-1 is the source of this 555-nucleotide messenger RNA. RefSeq lists its product as uncharacterized. The coding region runs from base 1 to 555 and encodes 184 amino acids. The record is from RefSeq and is a predicted model, not a curated record. The transcript has a single exon. Gene Ontology annotation, cellular component: mitochondrial intermembrane space. NCBI's taxonomy places the organism in Eukaryota, Fungi, Ascomycota, Pichiomycetes, Pichiales, Pichiaceae.